Molecule: messenger RNA, 4489 nt
Organism: Pseudonaja textilis
Lineage: Eukaryota; Metazoa; Chordata; Lepidosauria; Squamata; Elapidae
Source: RefSeq, a predicted model, not a curated record
GGCAGUGGGCGGUGGACUGAGACCCAGCGAGGGAGGCGUUUCAUUGCUGCAGUCCUGGACGAAAGAAAAAACGCGCUUCUUGAAGUGAUCAGAGGAAGUGCUCACACUUCGGGUGAUAGGAUCUUUGCCCGCCUCUCUCAAAACCGCGCAAGAAAGCGAUUCGGAAGCCAGCAAGGACACCUUGCCGUUCCAGGACUUCAGCUCCAGCCGGGGAAUUGGCACGACUAUGUCUCCUGAAGGUGGCAGGGCACCUUCCCUCCUUUACUUGAUUGUCAUAGCGGCCGGACUAAAUAUCUACUCCAUCUCCUCAGUGACUACAUCUCCCAUCUCAAAUAAAACAAAAGUAACCAACCAGACCCCUACACUCAACAGCACUUCAGCAGCAAAUACUGUAAAAACAGUUGCAAGUCCUGUUACUCUUUCCUUUACAACUACACUGACACCUACUGAAAAUGAUACGAUCCUAUUGUCUACUACACCUAAUGACACAUCAAGUACAUCAGAGAUAACUCUAUCAACAACGAAUUUGUUAUCACAACCAAGCACUAGAUUACAAAGCACAGAACACACGCCAACCUCAGUGAUGUCAGUUGAUAGCUCAGCAAUGACUAACAUUUCCCAUGUAGAAACUGAAGCCACCGCUACUUCAGGUAUUACGAAUGUAUCAUCCAAUAGCAGCAGUUCAUUUCCUCAUGAGGAAUACACCAGCUCUUGGGUUACUCAAUUAUCAAGUACAGAAGUGUCCACAGUACCUGUGACAUCCAAGAAACACCCUGUGGAAGAAACCAUAUCUGGAGUCACUAUUAAGCCACUCAUCUCAUCAAGCUCUGUGGGAAAGUUUACAUAUUCACAAGGGACUUUAACAAGUAAAGCAACUGUUGCGACCUCUCCCAUUGGCAGUACCAGACUCUCCUCAGAGGUAACCCUGCAAGAGGUUCAGCAGGGUUUGAGUUCAGGAAGCAUUGCAGCUAUUACUAUAACCAUAAUUGCUGUGGUUCUAUUGGUAUUUGGCAUAGCUGCAUUUUUAAAAAUCAGGCAUUCUUCAUAUGGAAGACUUUUUGAGGACCAUGAUUAUGGAUCCUGGGGAAACUACAACAAUCCACUGUAUGAUGAUUCCUAAUCUAAGAAUAUUAGCCAAGCCAAAGCUGUUCUUGUGUUGUGAUGCACCUAAUUCACCAAAAGCACUACGUUCCAGUUUCUUUUGACCUGCAAUCUUAUAUUUUAUUACUUUUGCUGUUUCUUCCAGUGAAUCUUUGGAGUUUAAUAGAAGCCAAACUCUACAAAAUGAAUCAGAUUCAAGUGAUGCUUACAAUAAAUAAUUCAAGUCUUAUUUAAUAAGUUGCUACAGUUUCCGGAAAAAGAUGAAGUUAUAUGGAAUACUCCAAUUAAAACUAAGUUUUAGCAACUUAUGAUAGGUGAGCCUUUAGUAGCAGAUUUGGCAGGAAGAAAUAAUAUGGCCUCUUUAGCUGUCCAUUAGCAAAACUUUAAGGUAAAAAUUGCUUAAUGUGAAUCUCAGAAGAUUAAUAUCAAAUCUUGCUCUUGUUUAUUUGCUUCACCAGGCUGUUUCUGUAAGAAGAGGAUUCUUAUUAACAUUCAGCUGAAUAUUGUACUAUCUUAUAUUUCACUGAGGUUCUUGUUAAUUGUUAAGCAGUUGCUAUAAAUGGCAGUGCCAUGUCAAUUGCUUCCCUUUUCUUCUAUCAUACCAAUUCAACAAAUCCUGAGUGCUCAUUAACAGAGGGAACAGCUGUUGGUCCACUGAUAACACGCAAAUAUCAUAUUUAAGGAAUGAAAUUAAUAAUUCUUCCACAUUCAAAAAAAAACCCCUAGUAGAUUUGAUACAUAAAGAAUGAGAUUAUUUCCAAAAAUAAAAUGUUAACCUCUUUGAUUUGUACCAAGUAUUAACUAUUCCAUAUUUUCUGGGUUCAGUAUUAAUAUGUUAAUAUCCAGGACAAUAGAUUUAAGUUCAACACUUCCAUCACAAUUCCUCAGCUGGAUGAAAAAGAAAAAUAGAGGGUCUAUAUUGAAAUAAUGAUGCUUCAUUCCUGUAAAUUUCCCAGCAGUUUCUUCCUAAUAAAUUGGGGGUGGAUAGUGAGUGGAGGAAUUAUAGACAAGUGGAAUCUUUUCUUAACUUCUCUAAACACAAACACUAAAAACGGGUAAACAGACUCCACUUCACCAAGCAUUCUUCCCAUUUUGUUAGGACAACUAUAUUUCAAGUUACAUCUGAAAACCCUCCAAACAAGUAGCAUCCUUAAAAUCCAGAGACCUCAAUAUAAAAUAAUGUAAUAACUUCCAUCAGCUAAGAGCCUCUUUAAAUCUAACUGUAGAAGACUAGUAAAAAAUUACCCUUGAAUGUUUGAGGAGAAGGUAAAAAGGAAGGAGAAUAUGCUAUAAGAUUUGAUUUUAAUGUUGAAAAGUGGGUUUUAAAACACAAGACCCAAAAUAAAACCUAGGAAAUUGGAGGAGAAUAAUAAAUUCUGAGUAAUAAAAUUGGGUUUGGACAGAUUUUCUGCCUUUGCUUGUAUAGUUCAGGGGAUAUUGGCAACAAACUACCAUAUAUUUUUAAAAUAGUGGAAGACGGACUGUUACCAUUUUGUACCACAAACCCCCAUUUUCCAAAGAGUUCCACAAUUUGUCUCCAUAUUCUGCUCUAUCCCACUAUUGAGUCCUAUCAAUAGGACCAUAAAAAUUAAAAAAUGUCCAGUCCACAAAAAAGCUUUACUAAAUAUUAUUAUUUGCAUUCAAUAGUUGUCAUUUUCUUUUGUGUGACAAAGCUCUAGAAUGGUCACCACUAACUUGAACACCUGAAAGCAUUGGUCUGUAGUGUGCAGUGAUUUAUGCUGACAAGUAAUUAGUAAUGUUAUAUGCCAGUUCAGAGAAAAGCAGCUCUAAAAUGAAUCAGAGUCAAAGAGGCCUGGAAGGGAUCUUGGAGGUUUUAGUCCAACCCAUUGUACAAAGUAGAGUACUUAAAUCAUCCAGACAGGUGGAUGUCUAGAUGAAUGAAUGAAUGAAAUCUAGCUUUGUGCAGUUGGAUUCCAAAUGAGUUUUAUUCCUUUCUAGUCAUUAUUUCAAACUUUUUUUGUCCAGAUCCUUAGUAUAAAUUGGAAGCUCCAUUGAUUUUCUAUCUAAUUCAAGUUUUAAAACCACCAACUUAGGUGGUGAUCAUUCUCCUCUCAAAUAAGUAUGAGUCAUAUUUUAAGCAGAUAAUAAAUACUUCUUGACAGACGGUUUGUCCACCACUCAUCUGCAGUGACAUCUAUGAAUGUCAAAUUUUAAAACUUCAAUUAAGAAAUGAAUCAGAUGAAACCAUUACAAAGUUUUCCCUUCAAGAUUUAAUCUGUUUGCAUCAUCUGUUGCUUCAGAUAAUAACUACCACUUUGCCAAUUUGUAUGCUACCAGUUUGGGUAAAUAAAAAUGGUUUGAUUGUGAGUUUCUAUGAUUUUUUUCCCUAUUUUUUCAAAAUAUCUGUUUUAUAAAUAAAAAUAAGGUUAGAAAUAAGAACAAUUUUAGGAUAAUUUAAGAAGUUUUUGUGUCUUUGCAUGUUCUAAUUAUUUACAUAAUAUGUAAUACAUAAUAUUUGAGAUAUAGUUAUUUAAGCAGCAUAAAAAUAUUUUAAAAUUGACAUUUUGUCAUCAUUCAUAAUGUUUCCUUUUACAUUUUAUCAUCAUACUGCUCUAUUUAAUGCUCUACAAAUCAUUUGGUUGCAUGACAGUCUAUGUACAUGCUUUGCGCUGUUAUCCAAAAUGUCAGCUGUCUUCACUUUUGUCAUUAUUCAGAGUAAGUUUUUAAAGACUCUGCUAUUUCUUACUAUUUUACCAUUAAAGUUGAUUAAGUAAAAUACAAUGAUGAUUACAGGUGCGGAUCUAUGUUGGUAUUAGACAUGGGGGCUGAUUUGUUUUAUGUUAGGAUAAAAAUGGAAGGUUGAACGUAGUGACAUCAUGAUGGAGCCUAUUUAAUUUAAGUUCUUGUUCAAAUCACAUGGGUUCAUCAGGGCUACUUACUACUUACUAGGGAAGACAUCCAUACCGAAGACAAAAACUAUUUUCCUUUUAGUGCUCUAUUGAUUUUAUUGCUACCGGAAUGGGAUUGCCUAACAGUCUCAAACCCUGACACCUUUGUCUCCUUUCAUAUGUUCUUAAAGGACAGUGGUCUGUUAGCUAGUUGAUUCAAUCAAACACUGCUCUGACUUUUGUGAUAUCAAAGUGCAGUCAUGUUUACCAAGUAUACCUGUUGUUUUAACUUCCUGUUAAGUGAGUUCUGAGUUAUCCAGGCAGGCAUGGGGAGUGUACUCAGUUAUGACCAUAAAUGAGUCCAGAAUUAUGGUAAUAAGUCAUUAUGGUCAUAUAUCAAGGCAUUAUGUGUCAACCCAAUUUUUUAAAGAUUUUUUUUUUUUUGAGGCCAUGCAGCAAACACCACAGGCAUUAGCAAUCGCUGUUUGUUUUUUUUUGUCUGAAGCCUGAAGCAAACAUCAGAAACAUGCAAAAAAAAA